Messenger RNA from Gaeumannomyces tritici R3-111a-1, 1074 nucleotides. RefSeq lists its product as hypothetical. The annotation marks the transcript as partial. The record is from RefSeq and is a predicted model, not a curated record. The transcript has 5 exons. NCBI's taxonomy places the organism in Eukaryota, Fungi, Ascomycota, Sordariomycetes, Magnaporthales, Magnaporthaceae.
AUGAAGGCCCAAGCAAGCAGCCCGCGCUUUCAUCUGCUCGCCCCUCGUGCUCACAAGCAGACCCGCUGGUCUCUCGCCUUCUCUCUCAUCGGCAAGGGGGGCCGCCCGUUGCAGCGACCCGAACUCCCCUCUCUCCACCCCAGCCAAGGAGAAAACCCAGGCGGGUCUCAUCCGGAUACACACCCCUGCGAAGAUCAUUUGGUUCAGACGAGGAAAUCUGACGCCAUGAUCGACUACCGAACAGACCUGACGCGCAAGGAUGCCUUGCUAGACAGGUUGCACCGCAUACCUACGCUCAAGACUCGGCCGGGGUUGUUGCUGCGAGGUCGUUGCGGCGGGCUGUCCUUUGACCCCUCGCCUCGCGCCCUCGCAUGCGUGUUUGUGUGCACGAAAUGGGUCCCCAACUUCUUCUUCUCCUGCGCAUGGGUUGAGAUGUGACGGUGGGCCGCCAUAACCAAAGCCAACACCGUCCUCCUCUUCGCCUCCAAACAGGACCGUCCCAAGAUAUCGUGCGACAACUCAACCGCCUUCCAGGACAUCUCGCAGCUUCUCUCAUCCUUCCGGCUCGGUCGCAUUCCGACGCAUCGAGGUAGCGAGCAGAGCCAACUGCAGGUCUCCAACCAAGUUCGCCGUCUAUCACCCGCCCUUUGGGACGGCUUGAGCAACGGCGCUGGAUCCCGCCAUAGGUGUUUCGCGUGUUUCAAUCCCGAGGCGGGACUGUCAGUGCGACUCUCAAACGUCGACCCAGUCGACAGCCGGGCCACACAUACUUUCGGAGCCUAUCGUCUGAGCAUUACACGCCCUGAACCCAACCCCGCAUGGUACCGGGUCGCAUUACUAGUCUGCGCGCGCUGGGAGGAACAGGCUGGAUUUUGUCUCCUUAUCGAGGUCAGGGCAUCGACGACCGCAGCAGCAGAAGAAGCAACAACAUCAGAGGCCACACACACCGGCGACGACGACGCUUCUUCUAGAAGCACACCUCGCGCGCUUGUCUGUCGGGUGCUCGACGACGACGAAGUCUACGACUGGACCUGGCGGGGAACCGACGGGCGCCGCUGGAAGGACUCGAUCUGA